AUGACCGUCUUCGGCACGCUCUUCUCCCCCUUCUCCUCCUUCAUGUACCUACCCGCCAUCACGCCCAUCGCAAACGACUACGGCCGCUCCCUUGGUGAGCUCAACCUAAGCGUGACCGUCUACCAGAUCAUGCAGGCCGUGGCGCCGCUCUUCUUCGGCGACCUCAGCGACCAGGUGGGACGCCGGCCAGUCUACAUGCUCACGUUUGCCAUCUACCUCGGCGCCAAUGUCGGCCUGGCGCUGCAGAACAGCUACGCGGCGCUCAUGGUGCUCAGGGCUUUGCAGAGCACUGGCAGUAGCGCGACCGUUGCCAUUGGGAGUGCCGUCGUGGCGGACCUGACGACGAGUGCGGAGAGGGGCGGAUACAUUACUGCUGUUCAGGCGAGCGUGCAGUUUGCGCCGGCCUUGGCUCCCGUCUUGGGGGGCAUCUUGACCCAGUUCCUGGGCUGGCGGUCGACGUUUUGGUUCCUUGUCAUCUCUGCCGGCGUCUUUCUCGCCAUCUAUCUGCCGUUUGUGCCCGAGACGGCUCGCAACAUUGUUGGCAACGGGUCGAUCCCUCCACCCAAGUUCAAUGCCUGCUUGACAUCCCGUGCAAGACGCCGGCGUAAAGACCAAGACCCGGAGUCGAGCGCGGAAGCAUCACAAGCCGCCAACAAAGCUGAGAAAUCAAAGUUUAGAAUUCCAGAUGUCGGGCUGCUCAUGCUCUUCAUGUCCCUCUUCGUCAUGGCCAACUACGCUAUGCUCGUCCCGCUACAAGACGUCAUCCGUCGGCGAUACCGCUUCAACGACCUCCAGGUCGGGCUCUGCUACAUCCCAUUCUCGGUAGGGUCCGUCAUUGGCUCUGUCGCUGUGGGAAAGCUGCUCAACUGGAACUACGCACGGGUUGCCAGGUCGAUGGGCAUCUCGCCGGACCGGAAGAGAGGCGAAGAAUUGAGGCACUUUCCCAUUGAGAGGGCGAGGUUGGACCUCAUGUGGCCCUGGACGAUGCUUGCCGUGGCCACCAUGGCCGUAUGGGGCUGGGUGGUCGACUCAGGGACCAGCCUUGCCGCGCCACUGGUCAUUCUGUUCCUGGCAGGCAUGGGCUUGAGCGGGCCCGUUUCUAUACUCACGACGCUGCUGGUCGAUCUCUAUCCCAUGAAUCCCGGGAGGGUCUCGUCGUCAUUUAACCUGACGCGGGCAACACUGAGCGCUGUGGGAACCGCCGUUGUGCAGUACAUCAUCGACGCCUGGGGCUACGGCUUCACCUAUCUAUUCAUGGCCCUUGUUGUGCUCGCAGCGUGCCCCAGUGUGGCCGUGGUGAGGAAAUGGGGCCCGAAGUGGAGAGAAGAGAGAUACCGGCGCUUUGAGCAGACGUGA
Hirsutella rhossiliensis is the source of this 1356-nucleotide messenger RNA. RefSeq names its product major facilitator superfamily domain-containing protein. The record is from RefSeq and is a predicted model, not a curated record. Gene Ontology annotation, biological process: transmembrane transport. Bases 1 to 1356 code for a protein of 451 amino acids. Gene Ontology annotation, molecular function: transmembrane transporter activity. The transcript is spliced from 3 exons. NCBI's taxonomy places the organism in Eukaryota, Fungi, Ascomycota, Sordariomycetes, Hypocreales, Ophiocordycipitaceae.